AAACCAGAGAGUCAACAAAGCUUCUACUUCAAGAAAAGUCUCAAUCUCAACAGUUGUCUCAGAGCCACCUUAGAAGAAACAUCUUACUGCCUUGCCGGAUUAAAACACCAACUUAUUGCAAACAAAUAAAAAGAUGUCAGCAUAUAAGCUGUCGCAGUUUGUUUUGAUUUUCUUCAUUCUAAACCCGUUUGUGAGAGCCCAAAAUUGCCAAUCAAAUGGAAUCGAUGAUAGUGUAACUUGUUCUAAUCUAGCCUCACUGGCUGAUCUAUCUAAAGAAAUGACACCUCAAUGGAAAGAUGUUACAAUUGUAAAUAAAGUUGGGGAUUCUUUCUUUGUUCGAGAACAUGAAGCCAAAUACCUGAAUGUGAUUGAAAGGCUCAAUCUUUCUCGUGCUGGUAACAUAAUUGCUUCCGAUCAUGGAUGGAAAGAUCUAACUUCGUUGCAGAGUUUAAAUAUAUCUGGCACGCAAUUGGCUACUCUUAAAGUUAGUUAUUUUAAUCCACGAAGCACACUUUUGUUUCUAGAUGCCAGUGAUAACCAGUUUAACGUGCUCGAACGUUCCAUGUUGGAGAACUUGUCAAAUAUACGGUCGCUGAAUUUCUCUCACAAUAAUUUGGAAACAGUGCAACCAAAUGCAUUUCAAACACUCUUGCAACUUGAAUAUUUGAAUUUAAACUAUAAUCUUCUGAAGACAAUAUUUUUUGGCGAGAUCCCGAAACUGGAGUUUUUAUCGAUCAACGAGAACUUACUUGAUGUGCUUCCAUCAAACAGUUUUUCAAAGCUAGCUCAGCUUAAGACCCUUAACAUUAUAUCAAACCCUUUGAAAAAUAUUGAAGAUCGCGCAUUUCAAGGCUUGUCUAACUUGAAGCUUUUGAAUUUGUCCUACAACAGCAUUGAAUCUCUAGCCGCAAAUGUUUUCAUGGGACUUAACCGGGUUAAGCUAAUGCAUUUGGACUUGAGUCAGAACAAUAUCGGUGGCCUUUCUGGACAACCGUUUCAACAUUUGAGUCUUCUUCAAAAUCUCUAUAUCUUUGGUAACUCAAUUAGGGUUCUUGACUCCACUUCAUUUUCUGGCCUUCGAUCUCUAAGGAAGCUUUUUCUGUCGAAUAACAACAUUGCCGAAAUUGGAGAGGAUACAUUUUCAUCUUUGCUGAGCUUGGACACACUCGACUUGGGUGGAAACAAUUUGAUAAAUUUGAACAAAAAUGUUUUCGCAGAAUCCAUGCCAAGACUAAGAAAACUCCUGCUUAAUCGAAAUAAUCUCAAGACAUUACCUCAUGACACGUUUUCUGGUCUCCCAAGUAUCGAUUAUCUAAGCUUAGGGCAUAAUUCUCAUGAUAAAUUGGAUCUUCGAAUGUUUGCACCUUUGAAAAAACUGAAAAAGCUACACCUUGGCAAUAAUUAUAUUGAAGAAAUUCCUGCUGAUGUCUUAGAAGGUUUCAAUGAUCUAACCGAGUUACUUAUCGAUCACAAUAAAUUGACAUUUUUACCAGAAGUUAAUGCAACUUUUCCAUUUCUCAAAAAGAUCUCUAUCGAAGGAAAUCCAUGGCAGUGUCCGUGUCUUGAUUGGAUUGUUGGAUUCUUAGAAGCAAGACAUAUAGAAUAUCAGCGUAAUAAUGGAUAUUUUGAUGGAAGAAAACCACUUUGUGUGGUAACACCAGUCAAGGGUUGUGUUCGAAACUUGAGAAUUGUUCAGGAAUAUGGUGUUUCGGAUAUAUACGAGAAAAUGGUUGGUUCAUCUGAAGAUGAGGAAGAAGAUAGCAAUAUUUAAUAAGUGACUAUGUUUAUAUAAAAGCUCAAUAAUAUAUAGAGACUGAUAAUAAGCCAUAUAUUUUGGAUUAAUAAUUUUAUAUUUAUAUUUUUUUAAUAAAAACAAAACAUAUUGAAAGUUUCUGCGAUAACAAUCUAUUUUUAAACGAA
Molecule: messenger RNA, 1920 nt
Organism: Episyrphus balteatus (marmalade hoverfly)
Lineage: Eukaryota; Metazoa; Arthropoda; Insecta; Diptera; Syrphidae
Product: insulin-like growth factor-binding protein complex acid labile subunit
Exons: 3
Coding region: 134-1771 (545 amino acids)
Molecular function (GO): protein binding
Source: RefSeq, a predicted model, not a curated record